UUUCCUAUUAACUACCCACCUUCCUUCCCUACAUGUGGACCUUCACAAGCUCAACCUUCCCCUCCCUCUCCGUCUCUCUCUCUCUCUAAUGCCCUGUGAGUAUGGAAGCCAUGGAAAAGAACAGUCAUGUUUCCAGAACUGGCAGUUAGUCCUCUGGGCAGCUUUUAAACUAUCAGAUAUGGUCCAUCUGAUAUGAAAAGCCACCACAAAAGAUUCAAGCCAUAAAAACCUCUCUCUCUCUCUCUCUACCCUUUUAAAAGGUUCUGUGUCAGGGCCACCAAACAUGUCCCUAUUUUUCAUCUGGGUCCUAGUGACUCGAUUUUUGGUGGCUGAUGGUUCUGCUUCUUCAUGGUGCCAGCAGCACCACCACCACUUUCUUGCACAGAGCAGCAGACAAUUUGAGCAGAAAACAGACAGAUUCUGGGAGUUUAAGGAGCAAACCAAAACAUGGGUUGAAGUUGAAUUGCCCUAUGAUUUAGUCUCCUGUCUCGAUGACAACUGUACUGUUGUGGGUUCAAUUGAGGGAACAGGAACAUCAUCAAGCAACAGCAGACAGGAACAGAGUCCAGAUUCGGAUGAUGUUCCAGGAAAAAGGGAGGAGGAGAGAUCAGAAAAGAAGGACAAGGAGAAUUGUGAUCAUAAGUUGCUUGAGGUCUUGCCUCAGAGAAAGAGGAUUUCAUUGACAAGGAUGUCAGAAAUGUCAAUCUGGGUGACUGGGGAAAGUGGGUCAAUCUAUGAGAGGUUUUGGAAUGGGGUCCAGUGGGUGAUUGCACCCCAUGAUUUGCCUUUAUCACCUGCUCAUGCUAUCUCUCUUUUUAUUGUCAAUCACACCAUUCUUGCUCUUUCUGAAUCAGGCAAUCUGUUUCAGAUGCAAAUCAGCGAGAGCUCACACCCUCUUUGGGUAGAAAUCACACCUACUCUCAGUCAAAACGAAGGAGAUCAAAGUUCUGUGAUCCUAAUUAAAUCUGGUCUCGUUUCAUAUGAUGGAGAGAGAGUCUAUUUCUGCACAAAAAAAGGGACACUGUUAGAACUUAGCGAAAUUGAGCCUCCAAGAUGGAUAGAUCAUGGACAACCCCCUGGCGCCAAUGUUGCCUCAAUUGCCGAUGCUGCUAGUAUUAGAACAGAUGUAAUUUAUACCAUAAGUUCUGCAGGUGAUCUUUAUGAAUAUGAUAGGAGCUCAAAACCAUCAUGGAAGAAGCAUAUAUGGAGAGAAGGGACAACUAAUUAUAAUGCUUCUCUAAUACCAUUAACAGGGAAUACUUUACAUGGUGUGACUGGAGAUCAUUCUAUAUCCCUCUUUCUUCUAACAAAGGAUGGUAAACUGGUCGAGAGACGACUACACCAGAGGAAAUGGAAAUGGGUAGUUUAUGGAAGUCCAAAGGAUCAGCAGCUGACAUCAAUCACACCAGUGCUGCAAGAUGACACAAACGAAAGAUUAUUCUCGUUGUUUUUCACCACAUCUACUGGAUCAGUUUUCGAAUAUCAAAUAUCAAAACAAUCAGGUAUUGCUCAAGCUCAAGAGAACCAAAUUUCGGAAGCAUGGGUAAGCCAUAUGCAUCCUCUUCAUGCAAAAGUUGCCAGAGGUAUUGCUGGACUACAAAUUCAUGUUGGUAGGAUUCUGUUCCCAUUGGAUGAUGGAAGACUUGCAGAACUGCAUCUAUCAGGCUUAGGUGGCGAAAACUCUGGUCCAUCUCAUCAAGUAAUGCUCCGUAGAAAAGCAACAGUCAAAUAUGUGUGGUCAAUAUUAGAUACGCCGGAGACAGAAGGCUGGAAUGCAGAGUACUGCUCAGAACAGCGUGGACCCACAAAUUGUGUCACGGGCAUAAAAGAUGAGCCUAAUGCUUUAGGAAUUGGAAGAACAAUGACAAGAAGGAGAAAAGGAAGCCAAGCACAGCAACAUUACUUAACUCCAGGGGCAUCAGGUAGCGGAACAAUAAAAUUUUCGGAAGAUAAUAGUUUCCCAUACAACUGGAUUAACACAAAUUUCCAUCUGAGAGCGAUGCAUGGAGGCAGAUCAUUUUUCCUCAUAACAGAUGGCGGUUUUACUUUCGAAUAUCUUUAUACUGAAAGUGUAUGGAUAUGGCUCAGGCAUGAGCACUCAACAGCUAUCAAGGGCGCACUAGGGAACUACAACGGAAGCUUGUAUGUAGUUGACACAUAUGGGAGUUUGCUUAUUAGGGAAAGAAGCAGCAAUGAUCUAGCAUGGAUAAACUGUACUGCACUGAGGAAAGGAAGGCAGGUAAUCGGAGGCCCUCCAUGGGAUGGAAUUCCUGGUAGAACUAUGAAAGUUACAGCAGAAGACGCCCUCUUCUUUGUGAGCAGAACAGGCAGAUUACUCCAAUUCACGGUUGCCCUGAGGAAAUUCAAAUGGAAAGAUUGCCGAAACCCUCCAAAUACGAAGAUUGCCUCUAUAGUAGAUCAGGAACAUUUCAGGGAAAACAUAGUGUUUGUUGUUGGAAGGAACGGUCGGCUAUAUCAGUAUAAUAAAGUGACUGAUUUGUGGCAUGAGCAUUACCAAUCUCAGCAUUUGACUCUAUCAAGACUGCCUGGAACUGCUAUGAGACCAUCAUCGCUUUCACUAACAGGAUCACUUUUCAUGCUUUCAGUAGACGGAGGACUAGUUGAAUAUCAUUGGAAUACAUUCGAAGGAUGGAAUUGGGUGGAACAUGGAAGUCCACAUAGUGUUGUGACAUUGGUUGGUUCUCCCGGUCCAUCCUUUGAAGGUAAUCAACUGUUUCUUAUUGGCUCCAAUGGAAAUGUUUACCUGAGGUACAUGGAAGAAAUGACGUGGAGGUGGAAAAACUGUGGUUUUCCGUUUUUGGGAAAGUUGAUUGUUGAAGAUCAUAGACAAGAGGAAGGAAAUGACAAGAAAGCAUAUUUCUGUACUGACAUAGAUUUUGCAGCUAGUUCAAAGACGGAUUAUGAAAGAGAUAAUGACCUAAGCAGUGACUGUAACCCUGAGGUGGCGCCAAUACGACCAAUUCCCUUUGCUCAAGAUUCAGUAAUCUUUGAGCUACGAGAUGGCAGAUUGGCAGAAAUGCGCCGGAUAGAAGGCGGGCAUUGGAUAUGGUCCCGAAUCAUCGCCACUCCGACAAGCUUAUGCACAGCAAGUUACUGGACUGCUUUGGCAUCGUGA
Molecule: messenger RNA, 3136 nt
Organism: Pyrus x bretschneideri (Chinese white pear)
Lineage: Eukaryota; Viridiplantae; Streptophyta; Magnoliopsida; Rosales; Rosaceae
Exons: 10
Coding region: 284-3136 (950 amino acids)
Source: RefSeq, a predicted model, not a curated record